UGCUGGAUAAAAGAGCGUCCGUGCGGCGAAUUUGGUGUACUUGCUGAACGGUGACAGAAUAUCUUGGACUGCCUGAAGAUACCUAAAAGAAGAGACCUCCAACAUAUUGAUCUCCAGACAUGUUGAGCCAUUGGCAUCUACUCCUGAUUGGGGGUCUUCUUUCGGCCUUCAUAUAUGGUGUUCCUGCGGAACUUGUACCCAAAUGUGAUUAUCUAUACUGGCCUGACCACGUGGUGUCUGCUCUUGGUCAGGAGUACAGCUAUGACGUGUUCCAAAUACCGACUGCAAUGUCCGCGAAGGCGUGUGAACUGGGUUGCAACAAGAUAUUAAGAUGCGCUGCCUUUACAUUUGGGACCGGGACUUGCAUUGGCGUCACAGAGAGGAUGAUUCGAAUGGUUUCUACUGCCUCCAUGCCGGGCGUCGUUACCAGCGGCAUUAAGCAAAACUGUGACGGAAGUUUCGUCAGUGUCGGAGCAGUCAAUAGCGUAAGUUUCACUUCGUGUCCAGCGACUACCUUCACAUCAAGCUGCGAGUGUAUCAAUCUGAUGGUUCCAGGCCAGUGUAAGGCGCAGCUCAAGUUCGAUUCCAACAAUCCAGGCGUUGUCUUUUGUAUUGCUACAAGCACACAAACUAUAGGUACUCCACGAAUCCAAGCUGUUAUCACGUGUUUGGAGAGAUGUGACACGAAUGAAUACACUUAUGCAGAAUACAGCGAUAGAGUGAAUGGCACCGACCCGCAGGAUAAGCUGCUGCCCUCUAUCGGCUGUCCUGAUCACUUUAUUGCUCCCAAGAUUGUUGGAUGCUCCAUCUAUUCUACUGACCCUUCACAAGUUCAGCCCGUCGCUAUCAUCGACAACGUUGCAGGCACGUGCACUCCGGAUAGGAACAUCACUGCCGGAAAUAACGUCGGUUUUCAGAUGCAGGUGGCGUGCGUUAAUGACGUUUUCCCUUGGAGCGAAUGGUCGGAGUGCACCGCCACCAACAUGAAAACAAGAACUCGGUAUUAUCAGAAAAGUAGCUGCGGUGGAUACGGAGUCGAAGAGCAGGUUUACCCUUGUUUAGUGUGUCAACCUAAAGUAGACGUGGUCUUCGUGCUGGACGGCAGUGGAAGCGUGAAACAGGCCAAUUUCGAUCUGCUGAAAGCGUUCGUCAAAAUGACCAUGAGCUCUCUGGCUAUAGGAGAAGACGGCAGUCGGUUUGGUCUGGUCCAAUUCAGUAACGAAGCUAGGGUAGAGUUCGAUCUUAACUCCUCCUACGACUUGGAAAACAUACUAAAGAUGGUGGACGACAUGAACUACUACAGGGGCUAUACUUACACACACAAGGCCUUGAAUUUAGUUGUAUCUCAUACCAUGCAAGAAGCCAAUGGCAACCGCCCGGAUGUCCAGGAUAUAAUUAUUCUACUGACAGAUGGCGCGUCUACCAAUGGUUCACUCACAACAGUAGCGGCAGAUGCGGUGAAAGCAGCGAACUACAGUGUCUUGGUGAUUGGCAUCGGUAACUACAAUAUGGCCGAACUGGAGUACAUCGCCAGUGAGCCUCUCAACGAGAAGCUAUACCUGGCGGAGUCCUUCGACGACUUGGCGCAAAUUAGCGCCAGUUUCCGCUCUUCUCUCUGUAAGACUGGCGACGUGGAUUGGACCGUGGGUUCUGACUACACUGAGUGGACAGCUUGGGGCACCUGUUCAGCUACAUGUGGCGGCGGUACUCAGUCCAGAUCUCGGCGUUGUCUGAACGCUGCUGUCUGCGGUAUGGAGGAGCAGUCUGAAACCCAGGAGUGUAACCAGUUUUGCUGCUGGGCUUCCAAGCACGACUUCCACAUCGACUGCAGAACAACCACUACUCUCCAACUCUACUGUCCCGAAGAUAAAUAUACCAGAUACAUCAGAGUAGAAGACGUCCUUAUUUGUCCGGAUGGUAACUGCAGUGCCGUCCCCGGGAUAAAGUCCAAGCUCGAGUCCAGGUGCAAUGAGCAAGGUUCUUGCAAGACGAUCUACCCUUGUGGAACAGGCUCCCAGCUUGACAUUCUGCACGUGUUGUUUGAAUGCUGCUUUUUCCCGGGCGGCAAAGGACCAAUCCCAGCGCAGAAUACACCCGGUGGUUGGCCGUCUCAUCCACACCCCCUGACGCCCCGCUCCUUCAAGAACGCUGUUGGGCGUGGCGGACCACGUGGUCACAAUCACGUGCCGGGGGCUAAUAAUCUCGGGCCGGCAAAACAUGGACCCAAGAGAAAGGGCCCCAAACGAGGAUGAUUUAUAGCCAUUUAGUGGACCACAAGCCUUAAUUUAGAGACAUAGUUAGACGUUUUUUAUAUAUACAAUGGCGCAAAGCGUCUUUUUAUAAAGUAUUUUAAACAAUGAAAAAGUAAUUAGGAGGCGUUGCAAUGUGUGUAAAUAACGACUGAAUGUGUUAAGUGCUUUCAAUAUAUUCCAUAUCAAAGGUGCCAUUGAGAAGCUGCAAAUGAACACUCACUUUGGAAAUUUUGUUCUGGAAUUCGUUCAGUGAUGUACCAUUUUCGGACUUUUUGACAUGUAGUGUUGUUUUAAAUGUUUUCUUACCCUGUAUUGCAUAAUAAAUUUUAGCCAUUUUCUC
This is a messenger RNA of Lingula anatina, 2592 nucleotides long. RefSeq lists its product as uncharacterized. NCBI's taxonomy places the organism in Eukaryota, Metazoa, Brachiopoda, Lingulata, Lingulida, Lingulidae. The record is from RefSeq and is a predicted model, not a curated record.